CUUCGGCCCCCGCGGUCCGUCACCCGCCGAGGGGGCUCCCGCCGUCCCGGGGCCUGGCGUCGCGGCGCCCCGCGCCGGUCCCGGGCAGGGCCGGGGGCUCCGCUGCUGCGGGGCCGGAGGGACGGAGCCCGCCGAGCUGCGCGGUGCGACGCGGGCUUCCCGCGUCCGGCAGCCCCUGCACGGGGAGGUUGCGCAUCGGGCUGGGGGCACCUUCUGGGGACGCUCGGCCGCGGGUCCCGCGGUGCUGGUGCGGGCUGAGCCGGCAGCCGCGGCGUGCAGAGCGGAGCGUCCUCCUGCCCCGCUCUCUGCUCCGGUGCUGGCCGUGGCGGGGCUGGUGCCCCCGGUGCCAGCGAGCUCCCUGCCUGGCCCCCCAGCCCAAGUCCCUCGGUGGUGUCUUCCUGCCUGGCGUCCCUCUGUGCGGGCUCUGCUGCCUGGGGACCAAAGAGCUUCGGAAAUGAAGCCUUGCUCGACUCGCCGUCCCGAGCAGCCCGUUGGCAUCUCUCCCGGAGAGCCGAUCUGGUGGGCGUAAGCCCCUUUCCAGCUGCCAAACUCAAGUGACUCCCUGCCCAGGCAGAAGAUGGGAACAUCGAGUACAAGCUAAAGCUAGUGAAUCCCUCGCAAUAUCGCUUUGAGCACCUGGUGACGCAGAUGAAGUGGCGGCUGCAGGAAGGCCGAGGCGAGGCCGUCUAUCAGAUCGGCGUGGAGGACAACGGGCUGCUGGUGGGCCUCUCGGAGGAGGAGAUGCGUGCCUCGCUCAAGACGCUGCGCCGCAUGGCAGAGAAGGUUGGGGCUGACAUAACGGUGCUGCGGGAGAGGGAGGUCGAUUACGACAGUGACGUUCCAAGGAAGAUAACAGAGGUCCUUGUCCGAAAGGUGCCUGACAACCAGCAGUUCUUAGACCUGCGAGUAGCUGUGCUGGGGAAUGUGGACUCAGGGAAGUCAACCCUCCUGGGUGUCCUAACACAAGGAGAGCUGGACAAUGGACGAGGCAGAGCGCGCCUCAACCUCUUCCGUCAUCUCCAUGAAAUUCAAUCAGGAAGAACGUCAAGCAUCAGCUUUGAGAUCCUUGGCUUCAACAGCAAAGGAGAGGUGGUAAAUUACAGUGACUCCCGAACAGCAGAAGAGAUCUGUGAGAGUUCAUCCAAAAUGAUCACUUUCAUUGACCUGGCUGGCCACCACAAGUAUCUGAAAACAACCAUCUUUGGCCUUACCAGCUACUGCCCAGACUUUGCUAUGCUGGUGGUUAGUGCCAACACUGGCAUUGCAGGCACCACGCGAGAGCACUUGGGUUUGGCCAUGGCCCUCAAGGUCCCCUUCUUCAUUGUCAUCAGCAAAGUUGACUUGUGUUCAAAAGCCACUGUGGAACGGACAGUGAAGCAGCUGGAGCGAAUCCUGAAGCAGCCAGGCUGCAACAAGCUCCCCCUCCUUGUGAACUCAGAUGACGAUGCUGUUACAGCAGCUCAGCAGUUUGCACAGUCUCCCAACAUCACCCCAAUCUUCACACUGUCCAGCGUUUCUGGGGAGAACCUGGAUCUCUUAAAAGUCUUCCUCAACAUCCUCCCUCCACUAACCAACAGUAAAGAGCAGGAAGAACUAAUGCAGCAACUCACAGAGUUUCAGGUUGAUGAAAUUUAUACUGUGCCAGAGGUGGGGACUGUUGUGGGAGGAACUCUGUCGAGCGGGAUCUGUCGAGAAGGGGAGAACCUGGUGGUUGGUCCGACUGACGACGGGAAGUUCCUCCGCCUGAAGGUGUGCAGCAUCCAGCGCAACCGCUCAGCCUGCCGGGUGCUGCGGGCCGGGCAGGCAGCCACGCUGGCCCUGGGGCCCUUUGACCGCUCCCUGCUGCGUAAGGGCAUGGUCAUGGUGAGCCCAGAAAUGAACCCCACCAUCUGCUCAGUGUUUGAAGCUGAGAUUGUGCUGUUGUUCCAUGCCACGACUUUCCGAAAGGGGUUUCAGGUGACGGUGCACGUGGGAAAUGUGCGACAGACUGCUAUAGUAGAGAAGAUCCACGGAAAGGACAAGCUGCGGACAGGAGAGAAGGCAGUUGUCCGUUUCAGGUUCAUUAAGCAUCCUGAAUACUUGAAGAUCGGAGCCAAACUGCUUUUCCGUGAAGGAGUCACCAAAGGCAUUGGGCAUGUCACUGAUCUCCAAGCCAUCACCACCAAAGAAAAUGGCCUGGAGGAGUCCCUGGGGCCUGGACAGCUGAGCUUCUGACUACCACUAGAUCAGAGAGAUCUCCAUUCACCAGCAACUGGGGAGAAGGAUGAAAGCUCUCAUGGCUCUCUGAGUAAUGCCUGGAGCUGCUGCUGUCCCAUUCUGGUGUGGGUAUCCCUCCUCUACACUGUGAGAUGGAGCCUGAGAGAGUUUCUUGCAUUCAGUGCCGUACAUGGGGCAAGUUAAGCAUGCUCUCCACAUCGCGUGCAGCUUUUGUUACCCUGCCCUCCUUCAGAAUAGAUCAGAGGCAGACCUGGGCAGACAAGUUCUGGCUUUGUUUACUGUUUGAAAAUCACUGGUUGGGAGGUGCAGAACCCUUGAAGACCAGCAGGGAAGGGAUGUUUUUCCAUCUCUGAUACAAGAUCGGGUCCCAUUUCUGCUCUUUGAGCACUGGGUUGAUAAUCCUCUCUUGAGUCAUCCUGCAGCCCGUCCCUCUGGGCAGGGGAUGGAAGAGGCUCCGCUGCCCACAGCAGGGGCUUGGUUGAACCUCUCAAAAUGUGUUCAGGACACUUUUAAACCAUUUUAAUCUUGGUUGGCUUUAAUCUGCUGUGUGUCCAUUUGUGUGUUGGUUUUGCAUUACUCCAAUCUGAGUGUCUUACUGUUGGACGAGUAUCCUAUUCCCCACUCACACGUACACGCUCCUUCAGCAUCUUGCUUUCUGACUCCAGGAAGCUGUGGCUGCUCCAUGUGGCCGAGCCUUCCGACAUAAUGGCAUGAAGGCAGAGUUUGGACUUGCAUCUGUUCCUUGCAGCAGCUGGGCAGGAGGCCAUUCUGUGGGGCAGAGCAGGGCCUGGGCCUGUGCUGGCACGUGCAGGUUGUCUCCAUGGAUGUUUGGCUGCAGCUGUCACCUGCAUGUCAGCAGCAGUGUUUUGCAGUGGGCUCCCUGGUGUGGCUAUUCCAGGGCCCAGCCCAGUUUGCUCCUCACAUGUUUGCCUUCAUGUGUGAGAAGGGCAGGCUGUGGUACUAACAGAACCAGGGGACUUCGAUGUGAUUUGACAGUGGCGUCAUUUUAUUUCUGUUUCUCCUCAAGAAAGACUUAUUUUCUUUCCCUUGCCACUGGAGUUUGUUGGUAGAGGAAAGCUGGUGUUGCCAGCAAAGGACUUCGUGCACAAAGAGUUAAGCACAUUUGUCUCGCUGUUGUGCAGCUCCCCUGUGUGACCAUUGCUCCAGGCUGCUCACAGCCUGGGGGGCACAGCAGGGCCUCUAUAGCUGUACAUAGGCUUUUGGUUGUAUCAUUGACUGUUAGACCAAAUGUGUCAGCUGUGAGCAACAGGCCUUCAGCCAGCCCUGUCGCAUGGUGUGGUGGCCUGCCAGCCCUGACGGAAGAGAAGGGCAAGGGUCUGUGAUAGCACUUGGACACCCAAACAGCCCUUCUGCCAUCCUAAGAGCGAGUUCUGGGCUGCUGGCUGCUGAGCAGCCUGUGCUGACCUGAGGAUGUCGUGAAGAGUGCACUGAAGUGUGGGGUAGUUGGUGAAAUGGUGGUAUAUGAAGGGAUCCAGAGGCAGCUCCAGAGUGACCUGUCUCUUGGGGGAAGCACUGGCCAAGCUGAAAACUGCUUCUUCCCCACCAGCCCACCAGGGAGACAGGAGCUCUUUCUUCCCUUCCUGGCAGUGGUCUGGAUGUUAUGGUGACGUGGUCUUUCACCCAUGCCUGCAAGAGGGGCAGGCCCCAGCUGCCAGCAGGCUCUUCCGGUGCUAGUGGGUCACAAAGAAAGCUGCCUGGGGGGUGGAGGGGAUACCAGCUGUUUACAGCAGUCCUGGUAUUUUCUGCCCCAAAGCGGGCACGGGCUGUUGUGACCUCCUCUGAAACAGCGCUGAAGUCGGUCUCACCUCAUCCCUGCCAUCUGUGGCAUGACUGUUCUUGGUGCCAUGCUCUUCAUAAUUGCUGUUUUGUUGUCUUGAAUUUUUCUAAUGCUGGGGGUUGUCCCUGUUCCCCAAGCAUCUAUAUAUAAAUGUACAGAAUAAAGAUGUUUUAUUGA
This is a messenger RNA of Apus apus (common swift), 4192 nucleotides long. RefSeq names its product GTP binding protein 2 (gene GTPBP2). Bases 649 to 2214 code for a protein of 521 amino acids. Gene Ontology annotation, molecular function: translation elongation factor activity; GTPase activity; GTP binding. NCBI's taxonomy places the organism in Eukaryota, Metazoa, Chordata, Aves, Apodiformes, Apodidae. Gene Ontology annotation, biological process: translational elongation. The record is from RefSeq and is a predicted model, not a curated record. The transcript has 12 exons.